UUUUUAUCUUGUCGUUGUAUCAGGAAUCGUUAAUCUUGAAUUGUUCAUAAGUCCGGGCACUUUCCAGUAUAAAAGUCAGCCCACCACUCGACUAACACUUGACAUAUAAUUACAUCACUAUCACGUUGAACAUAAGAUGAGACACUCACUGCAAGGACUUGUAGCGCUCGCCGCGGCCCUCACCUCGGUCACGGCUCGCUCUAUCUCCGUCGACUCUCGCAAAGAAGUACGCGCCUCGGCAAUCGAUACCUCCACCUUGAACGGCAAGUUCUUUGUCGGCUACCAGGCAUGGUUUCGAAAACCGCACGAAGGAAAUGGCAACUCACAUUGGACAACGGACCGAGAUACACCGGAAAUUGGACACGUUGGUGUUGACAUGAUCCCUAACGUUACAGGCUAUCCACCAGAAUGCCUCUUUGACACUCCCUUUACCAAGUCUGACGGCAGCCUUGUCCAGUUCUACUCUAACAACUGCGAAGGCGUUGUGGAUCUCCACUUCAAGACCAUGUCCGAAUAUGGGAUCAGCGGCGCGUUUUUGCAGAGGUUCUAUGGCUACAUCCACGAAACUAACGGGAACUGGGUAGAGAUUCUCAACUACGCCAAGAAGGCAGCUGAGAAGUACGGCCGAGGGUUUGUCAUAGAGUAUGAUCUGAAUGGCGCCUCCAGUGCCACGAGCGACGUCGCAGCAACUCUCCUCGCAGAUCUAGCCGCGCUCAGCGACAUCACCUCCUCGCCAGCAUACAUGCGCCAUGACGGCAAACCAGUCAUCGAGAUCUGGGGCGUCGGCAUCGUGUCCGAAGUGACGGCCGAGGAUGCUGUCAACACCGUUACCGCGCUCAAGAACGCCGGGUAUUACGUCAUCCUGGGUGUGCAACAGGCCUGGCACGCGGAGCUCGUCGAGAACAGAACCGGCUACGGGAACGCGUUCAAGCUGGCCGACAUGAUCCAGCCCUGGACGGUAGGCGCGUAUGGAAACGACAACUACCAGGACUUUCACGACGGGCGCCAGGCCGUCGAGGACACCGAGGCCCUGCACGAGCUGGGCAUUGAAAGCAGUAUCGUCGUCUGGCCCGGCGGCUCCAGCAGCAACGCGAACCCGAGCGAGACCUUCGACCACUUCCCGAGGUUCAACGGGUCGUUCUACCAGAAGCAGCUGGAAGGCGCCGUGGGCAUGAAGCCCAGCUUCGUCUUCGGGGCCAUGUUCGACGAGGUCAACGAGGCCACAGCCAUAUACCCCGUGCUGAGGAACAGCGAGCUGCCCACCAACCAGAGGUUCCUGGGCAUCGAUGACGAUGCGGAGCCCGAUGCAUAUUUGAAAAUGGCUGGUAAUGCCGCUGCGCAGAUCGCCGCCGCCUGGGCCUGAGUUACGUCUUGAGGGUUCCCGGGGGGGCCUGAACUAUAAAACCUGUACAUAGAACUGCAAACUUGCUCACCCCUUUAGCCAACCAACGCUUAGAUCAUUCUAUUUGAAGAACUUUACCUAUAUAAGCCUUGAGAAA
Messenger RNA from Truncatella angustata, 1499 nucleotides. RefSeq lists its product as uncharacterized. Lineage: Eukaryota; Fungi; Ascomycota; Sordariomycetes; Amphisphaeriales; Sporocadaceae. The transcript is spliced from 4 exons. The coding region runs from base 137 to 1363 and encodes 408 amino acids. The record is from RefSeq and is a predicted model, not a curated record.